Molecule: messenger RNA, 561 nt
Organism: Aspergillus costaricaensis CBS 115574
Lineage: Eukaryota; Fungi; Ascomycota; Eurotiomycetes; Eurotiales; Aspergillaceae
Exons: 4
Coding region: 1-561 (186 amino acids)
Source: RefSeq, a predicted model, not a curated record
AUGUAUCUGUAUGAUAGUAUUUAUGUCGUCAUCCAUCUCUUGCAGCUGAAGAAAGUACAUACCACACAUCCACUGCCUGCUUUCCAUGAGAGUUAUUUACAUGAUAGUUCACGUCGGCGUAUUCGCAAUAUCACCACCCCGGCAUUCUGGGGGAAGGAUAAGGGGCUUUGGACGCAGGUAGCUACAGUGACCUCAGUGACCUUGUUGACGAUGGGCACGGGGGGCAUAAGUGCAGCAUACGACAUUAGAAAAGCACAGUGGACUAUGGGCUGGUGGCAGGAUCAUGUUCUAAGCGAGCUCGGCUUUGAACAGGGGGAUUGUAUCAACACGAAGGAUGAUCUCAUGCGCCGGGUACCCGGUGGCAACGACUCCUCAGCUCUCCUUCCACUGCCUGACUACUCCAUUCCGAACACUGGUUCUGAGGAGCUAGCAACUGUCCUAUUUAUGACUGUACCUGACUCCUCAGACCCCUUUGCUGCUGAACUUGCCUCCAUUAUGCGCUCACUCCUUGAGAAUCCUCGGGAAGUCACUGGGGGGUAUUUACCUACAGGCCCAUGUUGA